This is a messenger RNA of Manihot esculenta (cassava), 1080 nucleotides long. RefSeq lists its product as uncharacterized. The transcript is spliced from 7 exons. The coding region runs from base 1 to 1080 and encodes 359 amino acids. Lineage: Eukaryota; Viridiplantae; Streptophyta; Magnoliopsida; Malpighiales; Euphorbiaceae. The record is from RefSeq and is a predicted model, not a curated record. Gene Ontology annotation, molecular function: protein binding.
AUGGCAGAUUUGGCCAACUUUUGCGCUGCAUGGAGAAGCUCAAUGGCGCCAGAGAAUAACCUGCUAUGGCGGAUAAACCCUGAAUACAGAUACUUCUACAGGGAAUCUACAAAAAUUUCAAAAUCACUGAGAGAUGCUCCUCCUGCAAACUAUACAUUGAAGAUCGAGUCAUUCUCACAGUUAUCCAGUAUGCUCAGAGACGACAAAUACGAAUCCCAGGAUUUUGGAGCUUGCGGCUACAAAUGUCUGGUCGUGAUAUUUGGAUUGGAAUAUAGGAAAUUGGUGUUGUAUCCUUAUGGAAAUUUCAAAAGAGGUGUAAGUGAUCACAUUUCUCUCUAUUUAGCCAUGGAGGAGGCUAAAGAAAUUCAUCCUGGUUCCCAAGUUGAAGUGAUCCUCAAAUUCUUUGUUUAUGAUCAUAUUCGUGACAAGUUCUUGACCAUCCAAUAUGAUAGAACCUGUCGUUACCAUUCUUUGAAGACUGAAAAUGGUUUUGACAAACUAAUCUCGCUGGAGCUGUUCGAAGAUUGUUCUAAUGGAUAUCUUGUUGAUGAUUGCUGUUUGUUCGGGAUAGAGGUUAAUGUUAUAAACAAUGAAGGCAAGGGAGAGAAAAUUUCCAUUAUAAAAGAACCUAAGAAUGGUACGUUUACAUGGAAGAUUGAAAACUUCUCAGCAAUACAAGAAAGUUGCUAUCGUUCAGAGGAAUUUACCGUUGCAAAUCUUAAGUGGCGUUUGUUAUUAUACCCCAAAGGAGAUUCAAGGGCAAGUGGCAAAAGUCUGUCUCUCUUCUUGGAAUUACUUGACAACAGUGCUCAUCCUCAACUAAGAGUGUUCACAAAAUAUAAUCUGAUGGUAAAACGUCAGCUGCUACAUAACCAUCGAGAGCUUACAGGAAGUGAUUGGUUUACCUCCAAAUCAAGCCUUACUUGGGGUUUUUCUGACUUCAUGCCACUUAGUGACAUCCAUAAUUUAUCAAAGACAUUUCUAGUGAAAGAUAGCUUGAUUGUCGAAGCAAAAAUUACACUUCUUGCAGAUGUUGAAGGUCUCUUUCAAAACUGUAAACGCAUUAAAAUUGAUUGUUAA